AUGAACUCAUUGUUGAGAACAUUCCAGACGGUUGUGGCGCUCGGCGAGGAGGACUCCCGAGGAGGGGUAGCUCCGUCGCAACGCAGCAACUUAGACGAUCAAACUGAUCCAGCAGUACUAAGACAGCACAUUUCCACCCUUACGCAGGAGCUGUUCCUCCACGAGCAGUCCUACAAGGAGCUGAGGGAGGAAAGCACUUCGAUCGAAAAGGAGCUCACACAUCUCCGCCUCCGCUUUGCCGCAGCGCGAAAGCUGUGGAAGUGCACGAAUGAGAAUCUCGAACUUGCGAUUCAGCACUUAGUGGAGCACCAGCUCUUUGGCGGCGUUUCUACCGUUCCUUCUAUCCCUAGCACAGCGUUAGGUAGCAGCUCUAGCAAGGCUUCGCGAUGCCCCCCGGACGACUCUGUGCUUGAUGCCACCUACGUUGCUUCUCUACGCGAGCAGGUUGAGCGGCUGAAGGAGAUGGUGAUGCAGAACGGUGAAGAGCGGAGCCGGCUGCAAAGUGAAAAGCAAUAUGAAGAAGCGCAGCUAGUACUGCAUGCGAACGGCGUGUCUGUCUCGUGCCUUGAUGCUGAGGUACGUGUGGCGCUGCGGAAACUGGUAGCACAGUGGAGUGAGGAACGGGCCAGCUAUGAGUCAUUCAUUGAGAGUCUUGAGAACAACGCUGCGAGGCAUGCUGAGCGAGAGGCGUUGUUGAGUGACUGUAUAAAGCAGGAGCAGGAGCGCCGCGCCGAGGCGACGGCGCGGUGCUCCGCUUUGGAGUCUGGAGAGCUAAGGCGUCUGCGCGAGGAGCUCGCUGAGUGGCAACGUGGAGGGCGCGCUCCUAUCGAGAGUGUCUCCGUCGAUCUAAACCGAGCGUCUCGCAGCGUGGAGCCGGUCUCUGCAAGCGUCACCCAGCACCCAGACGCAGAGGACGUCAACGACACGAGUUACCUACCGUACAAUGGUGCUGAUGCGCUUUUCCUCGUGUCUUUAGAGGACACAGGUGUGCACAGCGACACCGGAGCAACCACUCAAGCAGGCGCCGCACUGCGGCUUGAUGCUGGUGAUAAUGCGGUGGCAGAAAAACUGGAACGCCUGAGCCACGACUGCAGUGCACGCGACGAGGCGCUAGACAACCUUUACCGUGACAACCGAAAUCUACACGAGGCAGUGCAACGAGCAGAGUCUCGUGUGCGUGUGUGCGAGGCGGAACUGCAGCACUGCCAAAGGCAGAUGGAGGAGCUUGCGCUGCAGCUGUCUCGUGAGCAGCAUCGCACGAAGUGUCUCAUGGACGAGAACCGACGAGCUGCCGUUAGCGAAGGCAAGCUGCGUGAGCAGGUGAUGCAACUGCGCCAGGCACUGAACACUGCGUCCGCCAGUCAAGCAUCCCUCUCUGCUCAGAACGAGUUGAGCGCACGCGUGUGUGUUCCUCAAGUAAUCCCGGUGCGUGUGAGACAGCCCUUCAACGCCUUCGCACUGGAGCAGCGCGUUACAUACGAGAAGAACCACACCUGGGAGAACUGGGUGCAAGAGGCAGCGCGGUGGUGGAAGGAGUGGAAGGAGAACGACGUAGGGCUUCGAAGUCCUGAGGGGCACAAUGUCACGAGAACAGCGCACGCCCGUGGAGGCAGGGUACUGCCACGCGGCUCUCGCAGGUUGCUCACGUUUGGUAGCAUUCUGAUUAUUCUGAUGCUGAUGUACGUCUUCAUUAUGUUCACGAAUUCCGUGCGCACCACCAAACGGUCCCGUGACGCGGCAUAG
Molecule: messenger RNA, 1743 nt
Organism: Leishmania braziliensis MHOM/BR/75/M2904
Lineage: Eukaryota; Euglenozoa; Kinetoplastea; Trypanosomatida; Trypanosomatidae
Exons: 1
Coding region: 1-1743 (580 amino acids)
Source: RefSeq, a predicted model, not a curated record